AUGUCUUCCCAACGCACUCGCCAAGACACCGACGAGAUCGCCGAAACCCCCACCGGCUCCGUCGCAGCCCCCGGAAGCGACGUAGGCAACAACGAGACCCAGACCGACGACGAGAACCUCGAAGACAACUUCGGCCUGGCCGACGAGGAACUUCACGUCGUCAGCGAGAGCGCCGCCGAGGAAAUCACCGUGGCCGCCACUAAACACACUGGUGACCAGCAGGACACCACCAUGUUCGACGCCGACGAGGCUGACAAGGCCCACGAAGCCCACGCCGAACCUACCGAGACGGUCGAGGAAGACCAGCACAAGAAGACCAGCAAGGGCAAGGCCAAGGCCAGGGCCAAGAAGAGCAACCCCGAGCCAGUUGACGAAUCCAGCGAGGAGGAGGAGUCCGACGCCUCAGCCGUCGAGGCCACUCCCGCCCCCAAGGCUAAGAAGGCCAAGGCUGGCAAGAAGUCCGGCACCCCAAAGAAGAAGAAGCGUGCCGCUACCAAGGUCGAUAGCACCCAGGUCCGAGACGCUAAAAAGCGCGCCCAGGACGCGUUCGCCUUCUACCCGGACGAUAUGUUGCUCGAGGAGAUCGAGGCUUGUCUCGACAACUUCACUGGCCCAGCCACCCCCUCCUCCAACCUGUUCAUUCGUCGCGUUCAGGACGCUUGCAAACGCGCCUACACCGCGUACAACAACAACGCCUCGUACACAGAACACUUGCCGUCCCGCGCCCAGGUUCUCGCAACCGUCUUUUACACUGGCGACGGUCAGGUCAACGGUACCAUCGCGGGCCACCUCAUUGCUGUUCACCGAGCCGACCUCCUCUCAGUUCCCCCGCUCGUGAAUAUCAGCUACAUGACCGCCACCGAUACAACCGCUCGCAAGCAACUCAAGAAUAUGGAAAAGGCGCUUCAGGCUUUCGAAGGUGACGUUCACGGAAUGAACGAGACGGUCACCAAGAAUGUGAAGAAAAUCGUUGACGGCGUCAACGAGGAGAUCAUCCCUCGCCUCAACGAACUCGACGAGAAAGCCCAGUCCACCGUCGACGUCGCGAGCGUCAACGAUCGCCUCAAAGCACUCGAAGCGACUGCUGCCAGCAAGGAAAUGAUCGCCGCAGAGGUCAACCGCGUCAUCGCUACCAAGGAUGACGAAAUUGCAGUCCUCCGCGGUAAGAUCGUGGAACUGCGCGAAGCUGUUGCCAAGUUGCAGAAGGGCGACAAGCGCGUCGCCACCGAGAACAUCGCAGGCCCGGCUAAGCAGAGCCGCUUUACUGGCGGUGACCUGCUGGAUCGACUUGGUGUGAGCACCUCUAUGCGCACCAGCCGAACAAUAGAAGUUUUAUCUUGCUCUCCAAUAGCCCGGGAGCUUGCUCCCCGGAAACAGGGCAAGACGCUGUCGUUCGAUCAUGGUUAUCGCAUCAUUGCUGCCCUGGUUCAGGCUACCGGCGUUGAGCGCCGACCUCCAUGCGACCGAUGUGCCCGUUCAAAUGGUCCGUGGAAGCAAUGUAUUGUAAUGCAGUCCGCUGAGGGCUUACGGGCUACGAAUGAUGCUUCUUUCGCUAGACGUUCGGGUGUAUCCUUGGGCUUGAUCGGACAGCCACCAGGUACUCUCUCUGACUCUUUCUCUGCCUUGGAUCGAUGGGAGAUAGAACUGGAGACUCUCGGUAACCCUGGUAUUACCUCGCGUGCAUCCACACUGGCCAGAAUGGAUGCUUCUGAGCUGGUUACUCAUUACAAAGACGUUACAUCCCGGUUAGAAGCAAUCCACGCCUCGAUAGCUCACUUGACGAACGAGUGCCAGCUAUUAGGCCAGCAGGUUUCGGAGGUUUCCUUGGUCUUGUCUUUCCAGCGGACAUUCGAGCAAUGA
Molecule: messenger RNA, 1860 nt
Organism: Colletotrichum truncatum
Lineage: Eukaryota; Fungi; Ascomycota; Sordariomycetes; Glomerellales; Glomerellaceae
Source: RefSeq, a predicted model, not a curated record